CUGCCUGCUUUACACGCCCUUUGUGCUCCUUUGAACAGCAGUGCAUCCUUUGCAACAAGGCAAAAAAUAAACUUCUGUUUAUAUAGUCAUGGGCUCUUUCCACCGAAGCAACCGAGCUGAAAGCCACUUCCAAGCUCAAGAAGAGCAUGAACUGGACACUCUGGGGAAGAACGCAUGGGACAAUCCUGUGUAUAAUGGUUCACCUUCCUCUUCAUUGAAAAUCAGAACCAUCUACAACCCCAAAUCAAUCCUAGAAAACCCCUAUGAGAAUAUUGAGAAACUGACUGACUCUCCCGCCUAUGAAAAAGAAAGCAAGAAAACUGAGGAAGCAAAGAAGAAGGAGAAGAAGCCCUUCCCUGGAAUCUGUUUCUUUAUCUUCAAAGGCAUCCGAGGACUUUGGGGCACAACUCUGACUGAAAACACUGCCGACGACCGAGAACUUUAUGUAAAGACUACACUGCGGGAACUGUUGGUUUACAUUGUAUUCCUAGUGGAUAUCUGUUUGUUGACUUAUGGAAUGACAAGUUCAAAUGCCUAUUACUACACUAAAGUGAUGUCUGACCUCUUCUUGCAAAGUUCUUCAGAUACUAGUGGAUCCUUCGAGUCCAUUGGAAGCAUGGCUGACUUUUGGGGAGUGAGUAAAACAAGUUUUCAGUAUAAUGUGUUUCCUGUUUCAAGGUGGGAGUAUCACACAGAAAAAGAACUUGACGGCUCCUCUCACUGGGGCAAACUAACAACUUAUAGCGGAGGAGGCUAUUACAUUGAUCUCAAAAUGUCACGGGUGGAAAGUGCUGAAAGUCUUCAAGUGUUGAAAGAAAACCUAUGGCUAGAUCGGGGAACUCGUGCGGUUUUUGUUGAUUUCUCUGUGUACAAUGCCAACAUCAAUCUUUUCUGCGUUCUCAGGCUGUUGGUUGAAUUCCCAGCCACAGGUGGUGCCAUCCCCUCCUGGCAGAUCCGAACAGUAAAGCUCCUCCGAUAUGUCAGCACUUGGGAUUUCUUCGUUGUUUCUUGUGAGAUAGUCUUCUGUGUCUUCAUCUUCUACUACAUUGUGGAAGAGAUGUUGGAGCUACACAUUCACAGGCUACAGUACUUCACCAGUAUCUGGAAUAUCCUGGAUAUAGUCGUCAUACUGCUUUCUAUUGUAGCUAUUGGAUUCCACAUCUUUCGCACCAUUGAAGUCAAUAGGUUGAUGGGGCAGCUGCUGAGAAACCCCAGCAUCUAUGCAGAUUUUGAGUUCCUGGCUUUCUGGCAAACCCAGUACAACAAUAUGAAUGCCGUGAACUUAUUUUUUGCUUGGAUCAAGAUUUUUAAAUACAUUAGCUUUAACAAAACAAUGACACAACUCUCUUCUACAUUAGCCCGUUGUGCCAAAGACAUUCUGGGAUUUGCCAUCAUGUUCUUCAUUGUCUUCUUUGCAUAUGCACAAUUGGGAUAUCUUCUUUUUGGGACUCAAGUGGAAAACUUCAGCACAUUUGUUAAAUGCAUCUUCACCCAGUUUCGAAUAAUUCUUGGCGAUUUUGACUACAAUGCUAUUGACAAUGCAAACAGGAUCUUGGGGCCUAUCUAUUUUGUCACCUAUGUCUUCUUUGUCUUCUUUGUACUAUUGAACAUGUUCCUAGCUAUCAUCAAUGACACCUAUUCUGAAGUCAAAGAGGAACUUUCAAACCAGAAAAAUGAAUUGCAGUUGUCAGACAUCUUGAAACAGGGUUAUAACAGAACACUGAUGAAGCUGAAGCUGAACAAGGACCGUAUCUCUGAUGUACAGAAAGCUUUACAGAAAGGGACCAAGGAGCUAGAAUUUGAGGAUUUCAAGAACAGUUUGAGAAAGCUUGGUCAUGCUGAACAUGAAAUCACAGCAGCCUUUGCAAAGUUUGAUAAAGAUGGCAACCAGAUUCUUGAUGAAGAGGAGCAGAAGAGGAUGCGGAAUGAUUUAGAGGAGAAAAGAGUUGCUCUGAAUGAAGAAAUAGAGAAUCUGGGGAAAUCCUUUGGCGAAAAUGGCUUCGAAGACUCCCUUGCCUUUGCAGAUGCGAAGAACAAUCAAGCAAAUAAAUCUAACUUGGUAUCUGAGGAAGAAUUUCAAAGACUCUUACAGCGGGUACAGCACUUGGAGCAUUCCAUUGGCGGCCUCAUAUCCAAAACAGAAGCCUUGGUUGUUAAACUAGAGGGCACAGAGAGAAGCAAAGUUGAACAUCUCAACGAAAAAGGUCUGAUCCCUCAGAAAAUUGCAAAGGUCAACAAGAAAGAAGAUGGAUUGGAAGCAUUCUUACAGGAGAAGAACAUCCCUAUGAAUUCUUUGAGUUCUAGUAGCAAUGCUGUCUACCCCAUCCUGUCCAAGACGGAGCUUGCAGGCUCUCAGCUGCCCAAGAAUGCUCAGCUACAAUCAAAUAUGAACAUCUAGUACAGUCUACAAAUCCCAGUGCUAUCUUCCCCGCUAUUUCAUGACAUGUAGUCUAGCCUGGACUUUAACUAUAGUUUUAUAUCAAGAGCCAGGAAUUUCCCCAUCUUUCUUAACCAAAAGAAGAUGCAGAUGCUAUUUUUUCUGCUGAACACACGCAUAUAUACAUGCACAUAUAAUCAGCAUAAUUUUCAAGGAGGACAAGUCACAAUGCAACAUUUUCAAAAUCUAAUUGUCACAGAGAUGGAAAGUGAGGUGAAAUCUUCUGAACAGGGGCACAGAUGAAAACAAACACAUGGGUCUUAACCCUUACCUAUGCUAUCCAAAACUUUUUUAAAAAUUGGCUGGAGUUACACUUAAAAAUGUAUCUGUUCCAGCUUUGAACCCAUUUCUCUAAGUCCUGAGCCCUGGAGACUAGGACUGAGAACAAUGGAUACAAACUACAGGAAAGGAGAUUAAACCUGAACAUUAGGAAGAACUUACUGACCAUGAAAGAUGUUCAACAGUGGAACUCACUGCCUUGAACUGUGGUGGAGCUUCCUUCUUUGGUGGCUUUUAAACAUAGGCUGGAUGGCUGUCUGUUGGGGUGCUUUGAUUGUAGUUUUCCUGCAUGGCAGGGAAUUGGACCAGAUGGCCAUUGUGGUCUCUUCCCACUCUAUGAUUUUAUUAUCCAAAUUUAAGUUAAGAACAAACCUACAGAACCUGUCUUGUUUGUAACCCGGGAACUGCCUGUGUUCUUGGCAAAUAUCAGGAUUGUUGAAAUCUACAUCACCAUUACAUCCCUCCAUCUGUUCUAGGAGGGCAUCAUCCAAGUCCUCAGUCUGACUUGGAGGUCUCUAGCAGAUCCCCACAAUAAUGUCCCUGUUAUUUAUCACCCCCUUUUUACCCAGAUACUCUCA
Messenger RNA from Anolis sagrei ordinatus, 3294 nucleotides. The record is from RefSeq and is a predicted model, not a curated record. NCBI's taxonomy places the organism in Eukaryota, Metazoa, Chordata, Lepidosauria, Squamata, Anolidae.